Penicillium malachiteum is the source of this 2406-nucleotide messenger RNA. RefSeq names its product histone deacetylase hdaA (gene hdaA). Gene Ontology annotation, cellular component: histone deacetylase complex. Gene Ontology annotation, biological process: chromatin organization. The coding region runs from base 1 to 2406 and encodes 801 amino acids. The record is from RefSeq and is a predicted model, not a curated record. The transcript has 14 exons. Gene Ontology annotation, molecular function: histone deacetylase activity. NCBI's taxonomy places the organism in Eukaryota, Fungi, Ascomycota, Eurotiomycetes, Eurotiales, Aspergillaceae.
AUGGACACAGACCAAGACGUGAUCAUGGGAGAUGAUUCCAAGAGGUCGUUGCCUUCCCACCCUUCCCUGGAAACCCCCCUGAUUUCUCCCACAACCCAUCAGGAAGCAGACCCCAUUCUUGCAUCUUCUUUGAUUCCCCAGACUGCUCCAAAAUCUCCAUCUUCUGAAUCCGAACGUUUUUUCUCCCAACAGCCGAAGCCUUCGGAGGACAUGGCUCCACCGUUGCGCAUCAAGCUCAGGCUGAGUGAAUCGGCGGGAAGUACCUCGGCUGAUAACUCUGGAGGCCGCAGGGACAGCUUGAUUGAGCCCAACUCAGACUGGUCUGAUGAAGAUGUCGCUCCGAAACCUGAAGAUCCCGUUUCGAAACAUGGUCUUCCAGUGGGAUCUUUAGCUACUGGUCUUUGUUAUGAUGCCCGUAUGCGUUAUCACUGUGAGGUUCGCCAAUCCACCGAAGUCCACCCUGAGGAUCCCAGACGUAUCUACUACAUCUUCAAUGAGCUUUGCAACGCUGGUCUUGUUGAUUGUCCUGAGUCAAACCGCCCUAUUGCCAGUCAGCCCUUGGCAAGAAUCCCAAUUCGAAAUGCCACCGAAGCUGAACUGUCCACUGUCCACACAAAUGCCCAUUACGCUUUUGUUCACAGCACCCAAUGGAUGACUACUGAGGAACUUAUUGAGAUGGAGAAGAUUCGUGAUUCCAUCUACUUUAACCGUAUGACUUUUAAAUCGGCCCUCCUUUCUGCUGGUGGUGCUAUCGAGACCUGUCUUGCGGUUGCGCAGCGUAAGGUCAAGAAUGCUAUCGCCGUGAUUCGUCCACCGGGUCACCAUGCAGAGCACGAUACGGCCAUGGGGUUCUGUCUCUUUAACAAUGUUGCUGUCGCCGCACGUGUUUGUCAAGAGAAGAUUGGUCCAAGCUGUCGUAAGAUUUUGAUCAUUGACUGGGAUGUUCAUCAUGGAAACGGUAUUCAAAAGGCAUUUUAUGAUGACCCUAAUAUUCUUUACAUCUCUCUUCAUGUCCACCAAGAUGGUAAGUUUUACCCUGGUGGUCCUGAGGGAGAUUGGGAUCAUUGCGGCGCAGGUGCUGGUCUUGGGAAAAAUAUCAACAUUCCUUGGCCUGACCAAGGCAUGGGUGACGGGGACUACCUCUUCGCUUUCCAGCAAGUCAUCAUGCCUAUCGCGUCUGAGUUCAACCCCGACUUGGUCAUUGUUGCAUCUGGUUUCGAUGCCGCCGCUGGAGAUGUCCUGGGUGGCUGCUUUGUGACGCCUGCGUGUUAUUCUCACAUGACUCACAUGCUCAUGACUCUUGCAAAUGGAAAAUUGGCUGUUUGUCUGGAGGGAGGGUACAAUUUUCAUUCUAUUUCUGUCUCUGCUUUGGCUGUGACCAAGACCCUCAUGGGUGAGCCUCCGGAGCGCCUGCGUGAUGCUGACCCAUCCAGCGCUGGAAUUGCUACUGUUCGCCGCGUCAUGAACAUCCAAGGGGCAUAUUGGGGAUGCAUGUAUCCCAAGCCACCCUCUCAGCCAUUCUGGUCGACUCGACUUCACGGUAUGCCCAUGUUGCCAGCCUUUGACGAAUCUGUAAAGCUCACCAAUAUGGAAGAUCUCCUCCGCGAGGUUCAAUCGAAGAAUCUGUACCGGACCGCGAAACUCACUCCUCUUUACAUUUACCGCACAUCUAUCUCCAAGUCCUUUGAAAAUCAGGUUCUUGCCAGUCCAAAUUACCACAAGGCCGCCCCGCUUGUUGUUAUGUUCCAUGACCCUCCCGAGCUCAUUGGAAUUCCGAACCCGAUGACAAACCAACUGGAUGCUCAUAACUGCUGGAUUGCCGAUUCUGUGGCUGAAUACGUUGAAUUCUUCAUCGGCAAGGGAUAUUCCGUGAUUGAUGUGAACAUCCCCAAGCAUAUCACCCAAGAGAGUGAUACCGGCAAUUACGCAGAUGACGACGAGAAGCGUCCCCAGGCAACAGAGGAGCUCGCGGCCUAUCUUUGGGAUAACUACAUCGAGCCUAAUGACGCUACCGAGAUUUUCUUCAUGGGAAUCGGAAGUGCCUUCUGUGGCGUUGCUAACCUACUCAUCCAACGCGAAAAUCUCUACAAGCGUGUCAACGGUUGUAUCUCCUUUGUGGCUGCGAACCCUGUUCGUGCUAUUGCCUCGGCAACUCAGACUUGGCUGUCCAAGUGGUACCGUGAGAAUUCGUUGGUCUUUGUUGCGGGAUCGCACGGAAUCUGGGAGCGUAAGCCAUCCAAGCGCUAUGGAAUGCUUAGAGCUUCGCCCAAGUCCGGACUGAAUGAGAUGCUUUCUGAGCACAAAGAAGAGGUCUUUGAAUGGAUCUCUGAACGUGCGGAUGAGCCUUCUCAGAAUGAGUCGGAUGGUGAAGCCGAGGGCGAGGGCGAGGGCGACGAAGAGCUUUGA